AGCAGUGUGGUGUGCUGUGCGUCUGCAAGCCACUACCAUGCAUCCAAAGUGGCGUUAGUCCGAGCAGUUGCGCCUAUUCCUUUUUUUUUUUUUUUUUUUUGUAACUAAAACUGUAGUUUUAGUUGCAUAGCGCUUAGUUGCUUAUAGCUGCACCAUGAGGCGACAUUUUAUUUCUGCUCUUUGUGUGGCGUUAGUUUUACUUCCUCUGAUGAGCAGUUCGUGUCCUGUGCAGUGCAGUUGCUUCUUCCACAAAUUAAGCGACGGCUCAAAAGCAAGGAGUGUGCUUUGCAAUGAUCCAGAAAUCACUGUGGUUCCCCCAAACUUCCCCACGGACACAUCAAAGCUGCGUAUUGAGAAGACAGCAAUCACAAGGAUUUCCAGCGAGAACUUCCACUACCUCAACGGUCUGGAGUUUCUCUGGAUGUCUUUCAAUUCGCUCAAUUCUUUGAACGUCGACAGCUUCCGGGGUCUCUAUAACCUGGAUGAGCUCAGGCUGGACGGCAACUCCCUCACCUCCUUCCCCUGGGAGUCUCUGAGCGACAUGCCGAGCCUGAGGCUCCUGGACCUGCACAACAACAAGAUCUCCACCAUUCCGGCUGAAGCCAGCGCGUACAUAAAGAACAUCACCUAUCUGGACUUAUCCAGCAACAGCCUGACGACCGUUCCUGCCGAGGUUCUCACGAUGUGGCUGAGUGUGAAGCCACCCCAGGACUCUGAGUCCUCCAAACUAAUUCUCGGCCUACACGACAAUCCAUGGAUGUGCGACUGCCGGCUGUACGAUCUGGUCCAGUUUCAGAAAUCCCCCUCGUCUUCCGUGGCCCUCGUGGACACCAGGCUGAGCUGUGCGGACCCGGAGAGCCUGUCGGGGGUUCUCUUCACCGAAGCCGAGCUGCAGAGGUGCCAGGGCCCCCGGGUCCACACGGCCGUGGCUCGUGUCCGGAGCUCGCUGGGCAACAACGUCCUCCUGCGCUGCGGCACAGUCGGGGUCCCCAUCCCUGAGCUGUCCUGGAGCCGAGCUGAUGGCAAGAAAAUUAACGGCACCGUUCAGGAAGAGAUCUCAAAGGAGGGCAUCAUUUGGUCGAUUCUAAGCGUGUCUGCGGUCUCCUACCGAGAUUCUGGGAAAUACGUGUGCAAAGCGACCAACUUCGUGGGCACUGCGGACGCCAUCAUCUCCCUGGUGAUCACAGACUCCAUUCGGUCUGAGGAAGCAGGCGCCGGUGCCGCUGGUGGCGUUUCUAAGAAAACGAGAGGCAAGAAACCUGGUGGCAUCGGAAGAGCGGCAUACCAGGAGAAACUCAUCGCCAGAUACGUUCCUCCGCCUACCACCAAGGCUGCUCAGCCCAUAAUUGAACCUCUUAAUGGCAAAGGUGUUACUGGGAAGUAUGAGAUAGAGAGCUACAGCAUCUCUGAUGGUGUGUCUCAGGCACGGGGAAAAUCUUCGGACAAUCCGAGUCCCAUGGAGGUGGAUGCUUUGAGUAACUUAGCAGCCAACGCUUCAUCCUUGCAGCAAGCUCCUGAAAAAAGGGUGGUUCGUUCAGUGAAGGUCAUCGGUGACACCGACCACACGGUCUCUCUGAACUGGCGAGCGCCAACAGCCACGAACGUAACAGAAUUUAGCGUCCUGUACGCUGUAUUCGGGGAGAGAGAUAUGCGUCGGAUCAAUGUGGGAGCCGGGAAAAACCGGAUAACUGUUGACGGCCUCGUGCCAAAAACAAAGUACAUUGCUUGUGUUUGCGUCAAAGGCCUGAUCCCAAAAAAGGAGCAGUGUGUAAUCUUCUCAACAGACGAGGCAGCCAGCGCCAGUGGCACUCAGAAGCUCAUUAAUGUGGUGGUGAUAACGGUGGCGUGCGUGAUCGCUGUCCCCCUGACACUGAUCGUGUGCUGCGGGGCGCUAAAGAAACGCUGCCAAAAGCUGCUGAGGAGACAAACGAAGGAAAUGCAGGACUCAUAUGUCACCUUUGAGACCCUGGGCCCUGGCGGAAAAGCCAAAGGCAUGGAGAACGAGUAUCUGACCAGGCUGACUCCAGACGAGUCCAACAGGCUGCUCUCGUCGAGGUCCAGUGUUGACUCGGAGGCCACAGCCAGGACUGAAGGGCCGCCGAACGAGUACUUCUGCUAAAACCAAACGUAUGCCUCAGUUUCCAGAGGGUGCACUUUGUCUUCUAAUGGCCUGCGAUGUGUACAGAUAAACCGCUGUGCUCAGAGACUCAAAAGACUGACAUGAUCUUCUUUUAGGGUUCUUCAGAGGACACUGAUAGCUCUGCCAGCACCGGAUGUAUAAAAUUAUUUUACAGCCUUGUUGGAAUAAAAACCACCUUUCAUUUGGUGGAUAGCAAAAAAAAAAGGGAAACAGUUUUAAUAUUUACAUGUGGUGUAAAUGUGUAAAAAAUAUAUAUCUUUUUUUGUAUUCAUCUUGCACUUUUUAAGAUGAUGCUUUGCUGAGAAAAAAAAAAGAUGUCUCGAUGCCCUAAACUCUCUUAAAACCAGUUUUAUUUAGUUCCAAUCCAAGAUGUAACCUCUUAAUCGUGUAAACACUUUACUUAGAGACAGAAAGUAUUUAAAGGACUGCAAUAUAUUUAGUAUGUCAGUACAAUGUUAACGUGCCAGGUUGACUGUUAAACCUAAACCUAAUCUACAGUACAUUUUAUAAUGUGUGUAUAUAUAUAUAUAUGUAACCUGAAAUAUAUGUGUAUGUAUGAAGCUACUGUUAUAAAAUAAAUAUUUUUUAUAUUCAAAC
Mugil cephalus (flathead mullet) is the source of this 2737-nucleotide messenger RNA. It is a transcript of the gene lrit1b, whose product is annotated as leucine-rich repeat, immunoglobulin-like and transmembrane domains 1b. NCBI's taxonomy places the organism in Eukaryota, Metazoa, Chordata, Actinopteri, Mugiliformes, Mugilidae. Gene Ontology annotation, cellular component: endoplasmic reticulum membrane. Bases 155 to 2119 code for a protein of 654 amino acids. The record is from RefSeq and is a predicted model, not a curated record. The transcript has 4 exons. Gene Ontology annotation, molecular function: protein binding.